ACCUCAUGUCAGACUGAGGACAGACUACACUGAAACAUUGCAGGCAGCAUCAGCAGCAGCAGCAGUUGCACUGAAACAAGGAUUGUCCUCUUUUCAGUAGUUUUCCUGAGUCCACGUUCUUGAGCCUGCUGCGAGACAUGGCCCAAAAACUCACUUUGGAAGAGAGGGUACAGCAGAACAUGGCUCGGGCUCAGAGCAUGCCAGAUGAGGAGAAGGUCUUCAGGCACAAGGGGAUCCUCUAUCCCACAAUCAUGAGCCCGAUGGAGAAUCUGGAGGCCCUUAGGACCCUGGAGGCGCGGCAAGAGGACGUGGUGCUGGUGGCCUACCCAAAGUGUGGAUUUAAUUGGAUGGUGGGAGUUCUACGAAAGAUCAUGACAACAGCUGCAGGAAAGACAAUCGUUAUGGGCCCUCCUCAUUUAGAGUUUAUGUCUCCAGAUAUGCAAAAGGCGUUAGCACAAGAGGCUUCUCCCAGGCUAAUGGCUACUCAUCUGCACCCUGAUGAGAUGCAUCCCUCCUUCAGGGAGAAGAAAGCAAAGAUCUUGGUGGUCUGGAGGAACCCCAAGGACACGCUGGUCUCGUUCUAUCACUUCAUGAACAAGAACCCAGUGCUGCCCAGCGUGGAGUGGGACAAGUUCUUCUCAGACUUCAUGAGUGGAGAAGUGCUGUACGGCUCAUACUUUGACCAUGCUGUAGCCUGGGAGAAGCUCUUCAAUGACCCAAAUGUGAAGAUGAUCACAUUUGAGGACAUGAAAGAAGACUUGAUUAGGGGCAUCAGAGAAGUCUCACAGUUCUUCGGCUUCACCCUAACUGACGAGCAGAUCCAGACCAUCUCAGGUCAAAGCACAUUUGAUGCCAUGAAGGACGAUGCUAACAAAACCCAUGGCAAAUUCAGCCAUGUGGUGUUCCGUAAAGGUGAGGUGGGUGACUGGAGGAACCACUUCAGUGAGGCCCAGAGCCAACAGAUGGACGAGGAGUUCAACAAGAGACUAGCAGGAACCAAACUGGGGGCCCUGCUCCAAUACGACACCUAUUGCAAGUAGGGAGCUGUUACACAGAUGCAUUCUUAUCUUUGCCUGAGACAGGAUGGCACGUCCAGUCGAAGCACAGAAGUGAACACAAGCAAAUGAAGAUAAAUAUCUUUUUGAGUUUCAACUCCUGAACGGAAUAGUAAACCUCAAAUAAAACAAAACUAAAAGCUUUGAUGAAAUGUGAAGACCUACUUUAGCUCAAAAAUACCAUUUCACAUUGUGUUGUCAUCAUCAUCAUUCUUGUCAUCAUCUCCAUCAUCAGCAAAGAGAAAUGAAUAACGGAAGAGUCAAGUUUCCAGUUGUGACAGACUCAGGACACUGUCAUGAAACCUUUGCUUAUCCGAGAUUUGUCCAGACUUUUUAAAGGAAGUUUGUGUAACAUUUAAUUCCUGCUUCUGGCAUUACUUAAUAGUGCUAAUGCAACUGCCUUUGUGAAUGAAGAUUUUAUUUCUCUUUCAAAUUUACUUGCCACUCUUAAUUAUGUUAUAGGUGGUGUUGAUCCGGGGAUAAUGUCAUUUUGUAAUAUAGUUGACAUAUAAGUCACUUUGGACAACAGUGUCUGCUAAAUCUAAUUAACCCAUCUAUUAUACCUCACAUGAAAUCACAAUAAAUGUUUACCUUGUAAAUUCUGCAUUUUUAAAAAAUUGUUUACAUAAUUUUUUUCCCCCAUUGCUUUGUUUAGGACCUGAGUACUAAAUUUCGCUUCUACAUGAAAAUGUAGGAAUGACAAUAAAGCUUCUGGAAUCUUGAAUCUUAAAUAUAAGAAAUGGUAGUCUUACAUAUUCUGUAGAACAGAGUCCUCUGGUGGUUAGGAAAGAAUACAACAGGCACACUUAAUAGUGAACUUUUAAAAAAAAACAGGAAAAAUUGAGUUCACACACACACACACACACACACACACACACACACACACACACACACACACCUUUGUCACUGAAGCCCAGGAAUUCCAAUUUCAUCUUCCAAACACAUGACCCGAUGACCCAUCAUUGGAAAUGUCAGAAUCCUGGAGACAAAAGAGAAUGGAGAUUGCCCUCAGCACAAUAGAUGAGAACAACUUGAGGUUGGCCUUGAAGAGGUUUCAGUGUACACACAGCAGUGAUGUGCUCCGUCAAAAACCGGCUCUUAGAACCCUGGAUGUGAGGUGAUGCUCUGAACAACAAUGGAAAAAAAAUGAAUAAUGCAGUUAAUAAAGUAUCCUAUUAUCAUAUAACCGGAAAAUACAGGCAUGUAUUGUACUCCCUACAGAGUAAUCACAGUUUUUGUUGUAUUUGAUCAGUGUGCUAAAUUAUGAACUCCAGGUGCUUUAAUCAGGAAGUAGGGUAAUAAUACCACAUUGUGAUUUGAGCAUAAUUUAAAAAAUCUCUUAUCGCUGCCUCAGUAAGAAUUUUUUUUUUGCUUGUCAAUAAUGAUUAAACAUUUACCAGUUA
Messenger RNA from Alosa alosa (allis shad), 2458 nucleotides. Its product is annotated as sulfotransferase 6B1-like. The transcript is spliced from 7 exons. Gene Ontology annotation, biological process: sulfation. The record is from RefSeq and is a predicted model, not a curated record. Gene Ontology annotation, molecular function: sulfotransferase activity. Gene Ontology annotation, cellular component: cytoplasm. Bases 138 to 1040 code for a protein of 300 amino acids. NCBI's taxonomy places the organism in Eukaryota, Metazoa, Chordata, Actinopteri, Clupeiformes, Clupeidae.